AUGGAUAUCGACAAACCACCUUCCACCGCCCCCACUCCCUCGUCCUCCUCAUCAUCUUCGUCCACGCCAAAAGAGAAGGAAAAGCCUAAGAAGUUCAAAUUAGAUCCCAUGUCGUUGUUACUCCCUCAUGAAAGACAGGCUUACCUCGCUAACAAUGCUGCCGCACCACCUCCGCCCCCACAGCAACAACAACAGAUUAGACCGCAAGGGUAUAUGUCGAUGAGUAGACCUCAACAUGCUACAUCAACCGGGCAAGGACAGCAGCAGCAAGCUGGACCCAGUAGAUUGGCUGGGAAUGAGGGCGGUAAGAAUGCUCAACCCUACCCUCCUACCCAGAUCCCGUCUCAAGCUCUCCCGAUCUCUCCACCAGCUUCACUCAUGUCCACACCCCCACCCGCACAAUGGGACGCUUCAUCUCUCUCCUCCACUCCUUUCUCUCUGGAUGGCAGUUCCUCCCUGGCCUCGCACUACGCCCAUCAUACACCUUAUCACCCCUUACGUGGUAGUAAAGUCCGUUUGGAAGAUUGGGAGAUAGUCGAGACUUUAGGUACAGGUACAUUCGGAAGAGUACUACUGGUCCGUCAGAGGCCUUCUUAUAGACCUACACCAUAUCAUCCCAUCUUCCCACAUCUAUUCCAAUCCCUUGAUCCACUAUCUCCUAGUCCUUCAUCGACCCAACAAUCCGACAAUCAAUUACCUCAUUUCGCCAUGAAAGUGUUAAAAAAAUCGGAAAUUGUUAGAUUGAAGCAAGUCGAACAUAUAAAUUCCGAAAGAUCAAUAUUGGAGAAAAUCAGACAUCCAUUUAUUGUCGAACUACACUCAACAUAUCAGGAUCAACUCAACGUCUAUAUGCUUCUAUCUUACAUUCCAGGUGGAGAGCUGUUCUCCCAUCUACGUAGAGCAGGAAGGUUCUCUGCGGACGUAACUAGAUUCUAUCUCGCAUCAAUCAUACUGGCAAUCGAAUAUCUACAUUCGAAGAAUAUCAUAUAUAGAGAUCUCAAACCUGAAAAUUUAUUAUUAGAUAGAUAUGGGUAUUUGAGAAUAGCAGAUUUUGGAUUUGCGAAAAUAAUCGAAGAUCGUACUUUCACAUUAUGUGGUACUCCAGAAUACCUUGCACCGGAGAUAGUCUUAUCGCAGGGACAUGGAAAAGCUGUCGACUGGUGGGCAUUGGGUAUAUUGGCUUUUGAAAUGUUAGCUGGAUAUCCACCUUUCUUCGAUGAUCAUCCUUUAGGUAUAUACGAAAAGAUCCUCAGGGGAGAUAUAGCUUUCCCAUCUCAUAUUGAUCCCUAUGCGAAAGAUUUGAUUAGAGGUUUGUUAACUGCCGAUAGGAGUAAGAGGUUAGGAAAUUUGAGGAAUGGUGCGAGAGAUGUAAUGUCCCAUGCGUGGUUUGCUGGAGUGGAUUGGAGAACUUUGGAAAGGAAGGAGAUUGGGGCGCCGAUCGUACCGAGAGUGGCCAGUAUGGGUGACUCGCAAAACUUCCAACGAUAUCCACCACCUCGUCCACACGAAUUACCAGGUAUAUUUGGGCAACCGUACGAUGUCACUACCGACCAAUAUGGUGAUCUGUUCAGAGAUUUCUCUUUCCCACACCAGGGCAACCCUACAAAUGUUGGUGGUAGUGCGGGUAGUGAGAGUGCUUCGCCUGUCAUGAGUGAAGGGAGGUAG
Messenger RNA from Kwoniella botswanensis, 1665 nucleotides. RefSeq lists its product as uncharacterized. Gene Ontology annotation, biological process: signal transduction; peptidyl-serine phosphorylation. The coding region runs from base 1 to 1665 and encodes 554 amino acids. Gene Ontology annotation, molecular function: cAMP-dependent protein kinase activity; ATP binding. The record is from RefSeq and is a predicted model, not a curated record. NCBI's taxonomy places the organism in Eukaryota, Fungi, Basidiomycota, Tremellomycetes, Tremellales, Cryptococcaceae. The transcript is spliced from 3 exons. Gene Ontology annotation, cellular component: cytosol; cAMP-dependent protein kinase complex.